Odobenus rosmarus divergens (Pacific walrus) is the source of this 3072-nucleotide messenger RNA. RefSeq names its product actin filament associated protein 1-like 2 (gene AFAP1L2). The coding region runs from base 1 to 2481 and encodes 826 amino acids. Gene Ontology annotation, cellular component: cytosol. Gene Ontology annotation, molecular function: SH3 domain binding; SH2 domain binding. The record is from RefSeq and is a predicted model, not a curated record. NCBI's taxonomy places the organism in Eukaryota, Metazoa, Chordata, Mammalia, Carnivora, Odobenidae. Gene Ontology annotation, biological process: positive regulation of epidermal growth factor receptor signaling pathway; regulation of interleukin-6 production; inflammatory response. The transcript is spliced from 20 exons.
AUGGCAUUCUCCACUUUCCAGGACCACAGGGCCCAUGCCCUGGAGCAGCUGUUGACAGAGCUGGAUGACUUCCUCAAGAUUCUCGACCAGGAGAACCUGAGCAGCACAGCUGUGGUGAAGAAGAGCAGCCUGGCUGAGCUCCUCCGGCUUUACACCAAAAGCAGCAGUUCUGACGAGGAGUACAUUUAUAUGAACAAAGUGACCGUCAACAAGCAACAGAAUUUGGAGUCCCAAGACAAAGCAGCCGAGGAGCAGAACCCACUGACCAACGGGGAGCCUGGCCAGCACUCUUUGGCCCCUCAGAAGAGUCUUCCAGACCUCCCGCCGCCCAAGAUCAUUCCAGAACGGAAACAGCUCUCCAUCCCAAAGAUCGAGUCUCCAGAGGGUUACUAUGAAGAGGCUGAACCGUACGACACAUCCCUCAAUGAGGACGGAGAGGCUGUGAGCAGCUCCUACGAGUCCUACGAUGAAGAGGAAAACAGCAAGGGCAAGUCGGCCCCCUACCAGUGGCCCUCACCUGAGGCCAGCAUCGAGCUGAUGCGCGACGCCCGCAUCUGUGCCUUCCUGUGGCGUAAGAAGUGGCUGGGGCAGUGGGCCAAGCAGCUCUGCGUCAUCAAAGACACCAGGCUCCUGUGCUACAAAUCGUCCAAGGACCACAGCCCGCAGCUGGACGUGAACUUGCUGGGCAGCAGCGUCAUCCACAAGGAGAAGCAAGUGCGGAAGAAGGAGCACAAGCUGAAGAUCACGCCAAUGAACGCCGAUGUGAUCGUGCUAGGCCUGCAGAGCAGGGACCAAGCGGAGCAGUGGCUCAGGGUCAUCCAGGAGGUGAGUGGCCUGCCUUCAGAAGGAGCGUCCGAGGGAAAUCAGUACAGCCCAGAUGCCCAGCGCCUGAACUGUCAGAAACUAGAUGUAACGGAGAAGUACCUGUCAGCCUCGGAAUGUGGAAGCUCCGUAGAUGGCCACCCUGAGGUCCCAGAGGCCAAAGAUGUCAAGAAGAAAUCGUCCCCUGGCCUCAAACUGAGCAACCUAAUGAACCUGGGCAGGAAGAAAUCUACCUCGCUGGAGCCCCCGGACAGGUCCCUCGAGACGUCCAGUUACCUGAACGUGCUGGUGAACAGCCAGUGGAAGUCACGCUGGUGCUCCGUCAGGGACAGUCACCUGCAUUUCUACCAGGACCGGAACCGGAGCAAGGUGGCCCAGCAGCCCCUCAGCCUGGUGGGCUGUGAGGUGGUCCCAGACCCAAGCCCUGACCACCUGUACUCCUUCCGCAUCCUCCACCGCGGCGAGGAGCUGGCCAAGCUCGAGGCCAAGUCUUCUGAGGAAAUGGGCCACUGGCUAGGCCUCCUGCUCUCUGAGUCAGGCUCCAAGACAGACCCGGAAGAAUUCACCUACGACUACGUGGAUGCCGACAGGGUGUCCUGUAUCGUCAGUGCAGCCAAAACCUCUCUGCUACUGAUGCAGAGGAAGUUCUCGGAGCCGAACACUUACAUCGACGGCCUGCCCAGACAGGACCACCAGGAGAUGCUGUAUGACGACGUGGAGACAUCGGAGCUGAUGGCUGUGGUGGAAACUCCUGAGGAAGCUGCCCCUGUGACAGAGGCCCUGGGCGAGUCCCAGCCCGACCGAGUGUACCUGGACCUCACACCUGUCAAGUCCUUUCUGCACAGCUCCGGCGGUGCACAGGCUCGGGCCCAGUCCCCGUCACCAUCCCACCUGGACCCCCCAGCCGAGACUCUCCCUGUGGACCCGGGCCCUGCCCCAGAUGAGCCCCUGGCAGAGUCUCCAGAGAACCCCGAGUUGCAGCAGACGCCGCGGCAGGAGAGUCCAGAGCCCCAGGAGCCUUCCCCGAGAACCACAACAGUCAAAGUCCAGACUGAACAGCAGAAAAUCUCCUUCCCAUCGAGCUGCCCCGACACUGCGGCCGUCACCCCGGCUGGGGCCAGCCCACCUGUGAAGGACAGGUUGAGGGUGACCACAGCAGAGAUCAAACUUGGCAAGAAUAGGACAGAAGCCGAGGUAAAGCGGUACACAGAGGAGAAAGAGAGGCUGGAGAAGAAGAAGGAAGAAAUCCGGGGGCACCUGGCUCAACUCCGGAAAGAGAAACGGGAGCUCAGAGAGACCUUGUUAAAAUGCACAGACAAGGAAGUUCUGGCCAGCCUGGAGCAAAGGCUGAAGGAGAUCGAUGAGGAGUGCAGGGUGGAGGAGAGAAGGCGUGUGGACCUCGAGCUCAACAUCGUGGAGGUGAAGGACAACCUGAAGAAGGCGGAGGCCGGGCCCGUGACGCUGGGCACCACAGUGGACACCACCCACCUGGAGAACGUGAGCCCCCGGCCCAAAGCUGCCGCCCCCACCCCUGCCCCAGACUGUACGCCGGUCAACUCUGCAACAGCGCUCAAGAACAGGCCUCUUUCGGUCAUGGUCACAGGCAAAGGCACCGUCCUCCAGAAAGCGAAGGAAUGGGAGAAGAAAGGAACAAGUUAGGAAACAAGCUUCAUCUAAAGACUCUCCUGCCAUCACGGACCUUGGUGACAAUCCUGCUUCAUGAAAGUCUUCGUUAAAGCAGCAACUCUGUGAAAAGGUGAGUCUGCUCAGAAGCAAAAGGAAGGACUCUGGUACUCUGGGUGCAGAGCACAGGCAAAGCGGAGGCUCAGUCUGUUUUCAGAGCCAAAGGAAAUAAUACAACAAAGGGAAGGCUUCUCUGGAGACCUAAUUGCUACUGGAUGGAAACAAGACAUUGCUGUAUUUAGGGGUAUUGUGUGUUUCUUCUUUGAAGUUUUCAUCAACUGCUUUAUCAAGCUUUUUAAGUAGUGAAAAGCAUCUGAUGGUGGGACUUUGGUGGAAAAGAAAUCAAGGUAGCAGGACCCCGUUCUUCUGGUCGUGCGGCUUUGGUGAGCAAGAAGACCUCAACUCCUGACUGUCAUCUCUCAUCCACAUGUCAACUUCCCUCUAACAUUAGCAGGUCCGAAUCAGUCUUCCGUGGUUUCCACCUGUGUGAAGCCAUCCAGGACAUGCUUUUUGAGAAACAGUUAACAGGGGAGAAUAUUUGGGACCAAGCUGAGGUGCUGUCCCCAC